Saccostrea echinata is the source of this 5192-nucleotide messenger RNA. RefSeq names its product phosphatidylinositol 4-phosphate 5-kinase type-1 alpha-like. Bases 165 to 2498 code for a protein of 777 amino acids. Gene Ontology annotation, biological process: phosphatidylinositol metabolic process. NCBI's taxonomy places the organism in Eukaryota, Metazoa, Mollusca, Bivalvia, Ostreida, Ostreidae. The transcript has 20 exons. Gene Ontology annotation, molecular function: phosphatidylinositol kinase activity. The record is from RefSeq and is a predicted model, not a curated record.
UUAAAAAUGUAAAACUUCACAGAAUUGAGAAUCUUUCAUAUUCUCAAAGUGGGUAUGUAACUGAGCGGAUCGCACCCAAAUAUCUCUCAAAGAAAAUCUGAAACCCAAGAAAGAAAAACAUCAGCCAAAAUCGGACUGGGUGUUCCUGAACUAAAAUUUUGGGGAUGGCGACGAGUGACGGCUCAGUCCUCGCAGCUGGGAAGCACGACCCCGAACCGUCAACGUCCAUGGCUGAAGAUAGUGAUGAUUCAAAUGAAGAGUCUGGGAAAGCCGGGGGAUUGGACCAUGCAGAGAUGGGAAGUGGGAAGGCUGCUGGCUCUAAAUCAAAAGACAAAAUAGGACACAGGAGAGUGGACAAAACAGGAGCUGUAACAUAUAAAAAGAGGUCCACUUCAGAGCUGAUGGCAGCUAUACAACUAGGCAUCGGUCAGAGUGUUGGAGGGCUGUCCUCAAAACCAGAAAGAGAUCUCCUCAUGCAGGAUUUUGCAGUCAUUGAAAGUGUGUUUUUUCCAUCAGAGGGAAGUAACCUGACCCCGGCUCAUCACUGUAGUGACUUUCGUUUUAAGACCUAUGCUCCCAUUGCGUUUCGCUAUUUUCGGGAAUUAUUCUCUAUCCAAACAGAUGAUUUUCUGCUUUCGCUGUGUGACCAACCAAUGAAAGAGCUGUCCAACCCUGGUGCGAGUGGCAGCAUCUUCUACUUAAGUGAAGAUGAUGAAUUCAUCAUAAAAACAGUACAACACAAAGAGGCAGACUUUUUGCAGAAACUACUGCCUGGCUACUACAUGAAUUUGAACCAAAAUCCUAGAACAUUGCUUCCGAAAUUCUAUGGAUUCUAUUGCUACCAGUGUGGAGGCAAAAAUAUUCGAUUUGUUGUCAUGAAUAAUCUUCUACCUUCUUCCGUCAAACUACAUGAGAAGUAUGAUUUGAAAGGAAGUACAUAUAAACGAAAAGCCUCAAAAGCUGAGAGAAAAAAGUCCAGUCCAACAUUAAAAGACCUGGAUUUCCUGAACAAUAAUCCAGAGGGAAUCCUGCUGGAGAAGGAUAAAUAUGAUGCUCUCAUUAAAACCAUACAAAGAGAUUGCAGGGUGCUAGAAAGUUUCAAGAUCAUGGACUACAGCAUGUUGCUUGGCAUUUACAACAUAGAUAUUGCAGCUCAGGAGAGGAAGAAACAGAGGCCGUCAUUCAGCACGGCAGCUAAUCCUGAUGUGUCGGCAAUGUCCGACUACCCCCUCCAAACAACCCUAUCGCCAGACCAGGGACAAGAAUCAGGUGGUCGCACGUCUCGAGCAGGUUUAGCUCCACAGAGAACUAAAUCCAUAAAGACCCGAGUCGCCCAAUACACAACUCCAAUGGAGUCCAUCACAGCUAAAUCAACAGAGUCAGAUGAGGAAGAUCAAGAGGAGGAUGAAGAAAUUCCGCCUGGAGGCAUUCCUGCCAAGAACAGCAAAGGGGAGCGACUCAUGCUUUACCUGGGAGUGAUUGAUAUACUACAGAGCUACCGACUAAAGAAAAAGAUUGAGCAUACCAUGAAAUCUAUUGUUAUUGAUGCAGACAGUAUAUCAGUCCACAGACCAAGUUACUACUCCCAUAGAUUCCAAGAUUUUAUGUCAACAAAAGUCUUCAGAAAAAUUCCAACUCAUCUACGCCAGAAAUGGGCUUUGAAACACUCUCCUUCCAAGCGCAAGACAAAUGUAGGCAAACGAAUGAACACAGUGUCUGAAUCCGAAAUCCUACCUGAAUCUUCAAGGUCAGAAGCAAGGACACGGUCAAUUAGCUUCCCAGAUGAAGAUGAUCAACCAACAGGAAGAAGAGGAGGCAGGCCAGAUCUUCUUCCAGAAAAUUCGACGCCACCGCCUACAUUUGCGGAGGCCAUAGCCUCCAAAUCUGAUACUUCUCCAAGAGGUCAGGACAUUAAAAUGUCAAGUCGGAUCCCUGGAGCACUAGGAUCAACAUUCCAGACCAAUCCAGCUGACACCACUUAUCCAGUCUCCCCAAAAAUGUCAAGUCUCCGGGGAUCUCCACCUCUGAGUAUUUCAGAAUCGACCCCUACACACACGGAGUACACGGAAGGCACUCCCAGCUACACCCCCUCCUCACCCAGCUGUUACAGUGAUAUUGAACCAGCAUUUCAAGCUGAAUUGGACAAGGAACAUCUAACUUCAGCGACUGGGACGUCUAUCUCAGGAUUAACAAUUUCAAAUGUCUCUAACACAAGUCAAAACACUGAUAGUGCUUCACUGACUAAAACAGUGAUCAGAAUCCCUGAUAAUGACAAACAUUCAAGUGUUGAGGAUCACGGGGGCAAACAUUCAAGUGAACAAGAUAUAAAACAUUCAGGUGAAAAGGAUCAAGCAUCCUCUGCACCUGACAUUCCAUUGACUUCCACAAACAGAGAGGAGGAUCCAGGAUCAACAGGGGUGGAUCUAGCAGAAAGUUCUUCAAAAGAAAGCAGUGCUGUAGAAAUGUUAAAUAAAGCUGUCUUGGAGACACACCUCUGAAGAAGUUUGAAAAACAGAUCAUCAAAUCAGUUAUCUAGGGCAAUGCUCUGCCAAAUAAGGACAUAUAGGCAAUGUAAAUGCUACUGACUAGAAAACAUGGACCCAGGGCAAUAGUUCAUGAUAUUGCCCUAGAGAGAGGGAAAUAUGGACCCAGGGCAAUAUUUCAUGAUAUUGCCCAAGAGAGAGGGAAAUAUGGACCCAGGGCAAUAGUUCAUGAUAUUGCCCUAAAGAGAGGGCACUUAGAUAUAUCAUCUACUGACUCAUAACUAUUUCAUAUGUUUGUCCUUUUCAUGGUGCUUGAAUUCCUUCUUGUUUUUCUUUCUCUCUAAAACACUUUUCUAAGAAGGAUUUGAGGUUUUCUUUCAGAUAUAUAUAAAUUAUUCAUUUUCUUUUCACUUUGUAACACAGAAACAACAGAAAAUAUGUUAACAAGAUUUUCCUUGCCAUUAUUGCACAUGUAGAACAAUGGUUUCUGUUUGUUUUAAUAUAUUACAAAUUCAAAAUCUAUCACAUGAUGAUGUGGAAUCGCAGUUGCAAAGAAAACAAGACAUUUCUCUAAAAAAGUGGAAUUCUUGGAUUUGCUUCUUUGGUCAAUAAAUUUUCUGCAAUUGCCAUAAAGUUUGUGAGAAAGAAAUCUAGACACAAUUUCAAAGUCUGAUCAUGCAUCUGUAUGUAUUUAUUUUUAUAGUUCAGAGGUCAGAGUUCAUCUAGAGGUAACAUUAAACAAUUGCAUCUCACAUCAUGUGUACUAAUUUAGGUACAGUUUUAUGUACCAAUAUUUACAACAGAUUUCAAAAAAAGAAUAUGUUCCCCAUUUUUGUAAAUUAUAUUUUGCAAAAAAUAAAUUUUAUAUUUAUGCUCUUUUGUAAGAUAGGUCCUUGUAAUGUUGCUGAAUCUAAAUUUUAAAUAAUGGAAUUGAAUAGACGUAAGUAUGGAAACAGUUGUUCACCAUCCAGGGAGAAAAGUGUUAAUUUUACGAUACUUAAUCUAUUGUACAGGUUGAGUGUCACAUUUUUCACUGAAUGGAAGAUCAUGGAUAUAUUUGACACGUUUUUCCCCUACAAUUUUUGUAAAAAUAUCAUUUGAAGAGCAUUGAACAAAAUAUUCAUACAUCGUUGGUUAGAAGAACAAUAAAAACCUGAUUCUUGUAACAAUUCAUAGAAUAUGAGGUUUUACUUUAUAAAGUACUAGCACAUUUGACAGACAUUUUUUUUACAUACAAAUAUAGUAAUGGCUACAAAGUGCUCUUUGAAUAAGCUGGCAUUGAUAAAAUAUAAUACAAUUUUUAAAUUUUUGAUUCAAAUCAUCUUCCAUAUCUCCAUUUGUGAAUCAUCAGAGAAAAAAUGUUAAGUAACAUAAUUGUACUGGUACAUUUUAUAGUUUUAUUGUGGUCGAUCCAUUCUUUUAGUAUAAGCUACUGUCUUGGUGUAGAAUAUUGCAUACAAAUGUAAUUACUGCUCAUAUUUAAGGGAUAAGAUAAUACUUUUUUUUUUUCCUGUGGAAAAAGGGACAAAGUGAUGAAUGGCUUUUGUUGAUGCUCUUGAUAUGUAAAUUGUUUCUUGCAAAACACUGUCGUUACAAAGAGCAGUGCUAUUAAAUAUAGCUUAAAGCAGAUUCCAAAUGUUGCUGAAGUAUUUUUCACCUAAUGUACACAUUGAUAUGAAGUUAAUUUUUUUUUUAUAUUAAAAAAAAGUUUGAGGUAUGUUAAUAUACUAUUAUGGCUGCAUUGACCAUGUUAACAUUGCCUAUAACAUUUUUUUAUGCAUAAGCUGAAAAUCUUUCUUUUGACAAACUUUUACAUAGGAACAUUAUAAAUUAUCCUACUAUGCCGAAGAAUUAAAUACCGGGUAUUUCAUUUCGAAAAUGGGAUAUGCAAUGAAAUGAGGUUGAAUUAUUGUGAAAAUGGUGAAAUUUGCUCCGCAUUGCCACAGUCUCCAACAGGGGGCGCUUCACAUAACAUUUUAAAUACACAAACUCGGACAUGCACACUUGACAAACGUCAUCUAUGCCGACAAAUCAUACAGCGGUAUUUGAUUCAUUUCUUUGGCACAGAUUUUGAACCAUGUGUGAUACCACGAUGAAAUUUGGGUUACGUUAUUAAGGCAAUAAUCAAAUGGCAUUAUACAAUGGAUGCAGUGUACCAAAAUGUUCUCCACAUCGACACUACCUCAUAACGAUGUUGUCAAUAUUAAUAGAAUUUUCACCCUAUCAUUGUUUCUCAAUAGAACAUUAUUAAUUUAUCAUGUAAUGAAUUCCUUUCUUUUAGAUUUGAAAGGCACAUUUGUGGAAAAAAAAAAUGUAUGUGAAUCAGUUCGGUAGGGAACAUGAGAUUGAGCCCCCUAGCAAAAUGUAAAACAAAAAAUGAUUCUGGAAAAACGUAUAGGACUUAUAGUGUUUCUUUGUCCCUAAGCAUUUAAAUUGCAAAUUUCAUACUGUUGUGUUGAAAAGUCUACAAGAUAAUGCAGUUAUUAGUUUUUUGCUUCCUAAGGGGUGUCUUGUAUUUCAGAGAUAUUAUAAGGUUUUCAUUCAAAUUAUUAACAUCUAGCCUUUGGUUAUUUAAUUCUUUUUUUUUUAAGGAUGUGUUAACAUGCACUGCAAAUGUCUUUCAAAAGGUUCCUAUCAUUUCAAAUGUUAUAUCUUUUGAGCUCUUUGAUAAUGCUAUAUUAAUAUGUCAUAAUAAUUAUCUGUAUAUUU